AUGAGCGACGUGGUGGAGCGGACGCUGAGCGCGCUGCCCGGCCUGCUGGGGCAACAGGACCCGGGGGCCGGGCCCGGAGGAGGUCCGGGUCGGGUCUCGGCCACCUCGCGGCUGGGCGGCUUGAUCCGGAGCAUCACCGCGCUCUCCUCCAAACAUGAGGAAGAAAAAUUAAUACAACAGGAACAAACUAAUUUGAAGGCAACAGUUUCUGCUCCCACUACAACACUUAGACUGAUGAAAGAAUGUAUGGUGAGACUAAUCUAUUGUGAAAUGCUGGGAUAUGAGUCCUCCUUCGGAUACAUCCAUGCUAUUAAGCUAGCACAACAGGGAAACCUUUUAGAAAAAAGAGUUGGUUACUUGGCUGUUUCUUUAUUCCUCCAUGAAAAUCACGAACUGUUGCUUCUGCUUGUGAACACAGUUGUGAAGGACUUGCAGAGCACUAACCUGGUUGAGGUGUGUAUGGCACUUACUGUUGUCAGCCAGAUCUUUCCACGGGAAAUGAUUCCAGCUGUACUUCCCCUCAUAGAAGACAAACUUCAGCAUUCUAAGGAAAUUAUCAGAAGAAAAGCAGUUCAGGCCUUGUAUAAAUUCUAUCUCAUUGCUCCCAACCAAGUCCAGCACAUCCAUGACAAGUUCCGGAAAGCCCUGUGUGACAGGGAUGUUGGAGUCAUGGCUGCUUCUUUACACAUUUACCUUCAAAUGAUUAAGAAAAAUGCAUCUGGAUACAAGGACUUGACAGAGAGCUUUGUAUCCAUUCUAAAGCAGGUAGUGGGAGGAAAGCUUCCUAUAGACUUCAAUUACCACAGCGUGCCAGCACCAUGGCUACAAAUUCAGCUCUUAAGAAUACUGGGGCUGUUAGGAAAAGAUGAUCCAAGGACAAGUGAAUUAAUGUAUGAUGUUCUGGAUGAGUCUUUAAGAAGAGCAGAAAUAAAUCAUAAUAUUACAUAUGCUAUCUUAUUUGAAUGUGUACAAACAAUUUAUACCAUUUGCCCCAAAUCUGACCUGCUUGAGAAGGCUGCCAAAUGCAUUGGAAAAUUUGUUCUAUCUCCUAAAAUUAAUUUGAAGUAUUUAGGACUCAAAGCUCUGACCUAUGUUAUCCAGCAGGAUCCUAAUCUGGCACUUCAGCACCAAAUGACAAUAAUUGAGUGUCUUGACCAUCCUGAUCCUAUCAUCAAAAGGGAAACAUUGGAGCUUCUCUAUAGAAUUACCAAUGGGCAGAAUGUAACUGUCAUAGUUCAAAAGAUGCUGGACUACUUAAGACAAAGCAAGGAAGAAUAUACCAUCAUCAACUUAACUGGCAAAAUAGCAGAAUUAGUUGAGAAAUAUGCCCCUGACAAUGAGUGGUUCAUCCAGACUAUGAAUGCAGUAUUUUCAGUAGGAGGAGAUGUAAUGCACCCUGACAUCCCAAACAACUUCUUGAGGCUGCUGGCUGAAGGAUUUGAUGAUGAAAAGGAAGAUGAGGAGCUACGGCUUUAUGCUGUCCAGUCUUAUCUUUCUUUGCUGGAGGAGGAGGAUACUUUUUAUCCACAGAAAUUUCUUCAAGUUAUGAGUUGGGUUUUGGGGGAGUAUUCCUACCUUAUAAAUGAUGGUGAUCCAGAAGUCAUUAUAACAAGACUGCACAGGUUGCUGAAGCAGACUUUUGUUACUUCUGAAACUAAAGCCUGGAUUAUGACUGCAAUCACUAAAAUGUCAUCCCGUAUGUCCUGUUCUAAAACAGUUGAUAAACUAAUCCAGGAAUUCAGCACUUCUCUAGACACAUGCAUGAGGCAAUAUGCCUUUGAAUUAAAACAUCUAUGUGAAAACAAGGAGCUGAUGAAAAACUUGUUUCCACUUGAUGCCAGUUGUGAUGAGAUAAUGGUAGAUGCUUCCUUAUCUUUCCUAGAUGGGUUUGUGGCUGAAGGACUUAGCUGUGGUGCAGCACCAUAUAAACCUCAUCACCAGAGACAGGAGGAGAAGCUUUCUCAGGAAAAAGCUCUGAAUUUUGAACCUUAUGGAUUGUCGUUUACUUCAAGCAUGUCUUCAUCCGGCUUCACUGGCCGGCAAUCUCCUGCUGGUCUUUCUCUUGGUUCAGACAUGUCUGGUAAUAGUGCCGAGAUAGGACAGAAAGAGACCAAUUGUCUGAAACUUGAUGGUGUGAGGAAAUUAUGGGGGAAAGAAGGCUACCUCCCGAAAAAAGAGAACAAAACAGGAAAAGAAGAUAAAACACAACCUGUUCCUCAAGAUAGCAUAUUAAUGGCACAUGUAGUUGAUCCUCCUCUGAUGCAGUCUGAGCAACAGGUAGUCAGCCUUUCAGAGGAAGAAAAGGAGAAGCAGCAGCUAGCAUCAACAUUGUUUGUUGGGCUAGGGUCAAACAGCACUAUCAGUCUGAUGGGGAGAGCAGACAUCAUCACUCAGAAGUUAAAAAAAAAAUCAAAAAUAAGUGAAACCCAGAAUAGCGAAGAAGCAUCUAGCUUCCAAAAUAUUGCUACCUUGCCUUUCAGUCCCUUACCUGGUAUAACUCCUAACAAUAAGGAAAACUUUCAGGGCAGUGAACAUCUCGGAUUAAGGAAAGUCUCACUGAGUUCUUCAGAAGUUUUGGAAACUAGUGUAUCAUUUGAUACGUCUCAAUCCGUAACAGAAGCUGGACUGGAUGAGCAGCUUUCAAACUGUAGACUAUCGACAUCUUCUUUGUUUGCUGAUAGUAAUAUUGAAGUUUUUCAGCCUCCCCAAAAUGUUCCAGAUAUAGUUGCCAAUAAGGCCCCCUUGAGUCUUUGCUUACCAGAAGAACUAGCUGGUCACCCUCAUUCAGAAAUAGUAGAGCUUUGUAGCAGUGACAUCCUGACUGUGUACUGGUGUAAAGUUUGGACAGAUGACUGUUCACUGCUUGUCCUGUUUGUUGCCAACAACAGCACCUCACCACUCAAAACUGUGAACCUAGUGUUUGAAAGUGCAGAGCAUUUUAAGAUCUUUGAGAGUCUUAGCUGUCAUUUUCCUGUAAUAGAAGCUCAAAGCAUGGAAAGCUGCCAAAAGUGUGUGCAGUUGGAAAAAGUCUGUACAGAGGGCGUUCUCUCUGGCUCCAUUAGUUAUCAUCUAGAUACGGAUACUCAUCUUGAGUUUUCACUAACUUUCUCACUGUCAGAUUUCAUCAGACCAAUGAAAAUGACCACUGAAGACUUUGGGAGAUUGUGGCUGUCCUUUUCUAAUGAUGUGAAACAAAAUCUAAAAAUGUCACCUUCUCAGGGAUCUCUCUCAAUAGCUCUGAAUGCCCUGAAGCAGAAACUAAAGCUCCAUAUUGUUGAAAUUAUUGGUAACGAGGGAAUAGCGGCAUGCCGACUACUUCCAUCAGUCCCCUGUCUGCUGCAUUGUCGUACUCAUGCAAGGACACUGGCACUCUGGUUUAGAUCCUCUUGUUCUGCUCUUCCAGACAGUUUAUUGUAUCAGUGUCAAAAGGUGAUGGAGGAAUCUUAAUUGCAACAGUGCCUGCUUUUCUAACCUAUUGGUGUAAAAAUAAAUACAUACAAAAGACUUACAGGGUUACACAAAUGUUUACCAAAGCAAAAUGAGUUAAGACAAUACUCAA
Molecule: messenger RNA, 3559 nt
Organism: Emys orbicularis (European pond turtle)
Lineage: Eukaryota; Metazoa; Chordata; Testudines; Emydidae
Gene: AP4E1
Product: adaptor related protein complex 4 subunit epsilon 1
Exons: 21
Coding region: 1-3447 (1148 amino acids)
Biological process (GO): vesicle-mediated transport; intracellular protein transport
Cellular component (GO): AP-4 adaptor complex; membrane coat
Molecular function (GO): cargo adaptor activity
Source: RefSeq, a predicted model, not a curated record